Molecule: messenger RNA, 585 nt
Organism: Effrenium voratum
Lineage: Eukaryota; Dinophyceae; Suessiales; Symbiodiniaceae
Source: the annotation of a GenBank genome assembly
AUGGCCUUGUCCUCGGCGGGGCAGGUGCCCUUAACUGCCAGCUCUGUGCUGAAUGUGGAAGUGAGCGUUUGCAGCGGCUUGGGCGUCCGCUUGCGGCGGCUGUCGAGCCUCAACACCACGGUGAGCUUCGCAGUCAAGGUGGAGAACGACCUGCAGGCGCUCAUGUUGCAGGCCGCCGUCACCGAAGCCGCCGCCAGCGCAGUCUUUGUCCGGGUCUUCACCGUGUCCUUGGCCUCCUCCACCGGCAUCCAAACCUCAGACAUCGAGACGUCUAGAAUGACUCGGGACAUUUUGUACCUCAUCGACAAGCCUGACGGCACGCAGGUUCCAGUAGUCAGGGACAACAGCUCGAACAACACGGACAAUAGCACCGACAACUCCACAGGCCCGGAUGAUGAGGAGGGCUUCAUUGGCUCUCCCGCCUUCAUUGCCAUCGUGGCAGGUUGCAGCGGCUGCUGCUGCUGUUGUGCGGGCUAUUGCUAUCUACGGUGGCGCUAUGUCAAUGAUGUCUACGCGGAUUUCGAGGAAAGCGAGGAAGAAGGCUUCGAUGAUGACGAAGUCAUUGAUGUAGUCUCACAUAAGUAG